UGGCCACCCUCUUCUCGCUCGACGCUCAACCUUCCUCUUCCGCUUCCCCGCCAUGAAAACUUCUUCUCGAUCAAUAGAAAAGAAGCACCUUUUGCUCUACAGAUCCGCUCCCCGUCUCUUAUAAUAAUCUCGCAUGCAAUCAAUUCUCAUCCUCCUCUAUUUCUCUUCUUCUUCCUCGUCUUCGUAGAUCCAAUGCGUCGUUGAGUUGAAGAAAGAUUGAGAGCAUUAGUAAUCGUGUGUGAAGAAGAAUGGCAUUUAGGAGGAGCGCCAUGAUGGACGCAAGGAGGUCGUCGUCGCAUUGCUCGACGGUGACCCUCGUCGCGUUCAUUGCUCUUUGCUUGGUUGGUGUUUGGAUGAUGACCUCGUCGUCCACCGUAGUCCCUAUCGACAUGUCCUCGCCGGAGAGCAAGUCGGACAUGAAGCAACAAGUCUCCGAGACCGAUCGGGGACCGCGUGAGGACAGCUCAGUGGAUGUCAUCGAUGAAGCGGCAACAGCAGCAGCAGCAACAGGAAGAGAUGCCAACGUCGACGUCAAGGAUUCUACCACUGAGACGAGGUCGGAGUCACUGGAUGACCAGAAUGUGCAGGACAAAGCAGCCGAGAACGUGGUGGAAAAGCCCCAAGAAAGCGAAAUGGAUGAUAACACCAGGACAACUCAGACAUAUAGUGGUGAAAACGGGAGUACGGAAGACAGUUCUCAAGAAGCCACAGAUAGUGGGCAGGUAAAGAAAGCAGAUAAGAAGACAUAUAGUGACGAGAACGGGAUUGCGGAGGGUGGAGAAAUGGUCACCGAUGGCAAGGAGAGAAGCCAAGAGAAGAGCACGGAAGGGAACUCUGAAGAAACUAAAUAUGGUGGGCAGGAAAAAAAAGCAGACCAGAAGUUUGAUGAAAUGACAGAUGAUGGACAAAGUGAAAGCUCACAGCAGAAUUCGGAUGAAACUGGGAAAACAGAGGGUGGAGAAAUGAUCAGAGAAGGCCAAGACAAGAGCACAGAAGAGAAUUACCAGCAAAUUACAGAGAAAGCAGACAGUAAGUUCGGUGAGAAGUUCUCAGAGCAGAAUUCAGAUGAGACUAAAGGAGAUGACAACAAUGGAAAGGAGGCUGCAGAAAGACCCAAUGAGAUCACAGCAGGGAGCAAAGCGAAGGACUUGAUUUCUCCUGAGGUGUUUCCUGAUGGAGCUCAGUCGGAGCUGCUAAACGAAACCAGUACCCAGAAUGGCGCAUGGUCUACACAAGCUACCGAGUCGAAGAAGGAGAAAGCAGUGCAAGCUGCAUCAAAGGAACAUGGUACUAGGAAUAAUUGGAAACUCUGCAAUGUGUCUGCCGGAACUGACUACAUCCCUUGCCUCGACAACGAGGAAGCAAUCAAGAAGCUUAGAAGCACUAAGCACUAUGAACAUCGAGAGAGGCAUUGUCCUGAUGAAGCUCCUGCCUGUCUCCUUCCUCUGCCAGAAGGAUACAAACGGCCCAUUGAGUGGCCAAAUAGCAGGAACAAGAUAUGGUACCACAAUGUACCUCAUUCCCAGCUUGCAGCCGUAAAGGGCCAUCAAAAUUGGGUGAAAGUGUCUGGAGAAUUCCUCACUUUUCCUGGUGGAGGCACUCAGUUCAUACAUGGAGCACUGCACUACAUUGAUUUCAUCCAGGAGUCUAUGCCUGAUAUAGCCUGGGGAAAGAAAAGCCGUGUUGUGUUGGAUGUUGGCUGUGGGGUCGCUAGUUUUGGAGGAUUUCUAUUCGAUAGAGAUGUACUUACCAUGUCGUUUGCUCCUAAAGAUGAGCAUGAAGCUCAAGUGCAGUUUGCUCUUGAAAGAGGAAUUCCAGCUCUAUCAGCUGUCAUGGGCACUAAAAGACUUCCUUUCCCUGGAAUGGUUUUUGAUGUCAUCCAUUGUGCCCGUUGUAGGGUCCCUUGGCAUAUAGAAGGUGGUAUGCUUUUAUUGGAGUUGAAUCGAAUGUUGCGUCCUGGUGGUUAUUUCGUAUGGUCUGCUACACCAGUUUAUCAACAAAUUCCAGAGGAUGUUGAGAUUUGGGAAGCCAUGACAGCAUUGACACAAUCCAUGUGCUGGGAUAUGGUGAAUAAGACGAAGGAUCGAAUCAAUGAAGUCGGCAUGGCAAUAUACAGAAAGCCUUCAGACAAUGAAUGCUAUGCCAAAAGAACCGAAGACAGCCCUCCACUCUGCCAAGGUUCUGAUGAUCCAAAUGCAGCCUGGAACAUCCCUUUGCAAGCAUGCAUGCACAAACUGCCCGUAGAUCCUAAUGUCCGGGGCUCGCAGUGGCCACAGCAGUGGCCACUGAGACUGGAUAAUGUCCCAUAUUGGCUGAAUAGUUCACAGGUUGGAGUCUAUGGAAGGCCUGCACCAGAGGACUUCAAAGCAGACACUGAGCUUUGGAAGCAUAUUGUAAGCAAAUCGUAUAUGAAGGGAUUGGGAAUCAACUGGUCUGCGGUGAGAAACGUGAUGGAUAUGAGAGCCGUAUAUGGAGGUUUUGCUGCAGCUUUGCAAGAAGCGAAUGCAUGGAUCAUGAAUAUUGUUUCCAUUGAUUCACCAGAUACUCUUCCUUUAAUUUAUGAGCGUGGACUGUUUGGAAUGUAUCAUGACUGGUGUGAAUCUUUCAGCACCUAUCCUAGAUCAUAUGAUCUACUUCAUGCAGAUCAUCUUUUCUCCAAAAUAAAGAAGAGAUGUAAGUUACGGGCAGUGAUUGCUGAAGUGGAUAGGAUACUGAGACCAGAAGGCAAGCUUAUUGUAAGGGAUAAUUCAGAGACAAUAGAAGAGGUUGAGAGCAUGGCAAAAUCAUUGAAGUGGGAAGUCAGAAUGACUUACUCAAAGGAAAAUGAAGGACUGUUGUUUGUCCAAAAGACAAUGUGGAGGCCAAAAGAAGUCGAGGCAAGUUUGCCAUCGUUAUCUUAGAACAAAUGAGUCUUGGAGAGCUGUCAGUUUCUUUUUAUCUUUUUUUUUUUUUCCUCAUUCCUAUUACUGUGUACCAUAUAAGUUCUAUUAUUUUCCAACGUUUUUGUUUAAUGCUGACAAUACAAGUAUAGGAAGUGCUUUGUGAUUAUGAGUUGAA
Messenger RNA from Musa acuminata subsp. malaccensis (wild Malaysian banana), 3057 nucleotides. RefSeq names its product probable methyltransferase PMT26. Lineage: Eukaryota; Viridiplantae; Streptophyta; Magnoliopsida; Zingiberales; Musaceae. Gene Ontology annotation, molecular function: methyltransferase activity. The record is from RefSeq and is a predicted model, not a curated record. Gene Ontology annotation, cellular component: trans-Golgi network; endosome; cytoplasm.